Molecule: messenger RNA, 1667 nt
Organism: Panicum virgatum (switchgrass)
Lineage: Eukaryota; Viridiplantae; Streptophyta; Magnoliopsida; Poales; Poaceae
Exons: 8
Coding region: 99-1358 (419 amino acids)
Source: RefSeq, a predicted model, not a curated record
UCCCUUCCAGCGGUGAGUAGGGGGGGGGGGGGGUGACUCCAUCUGUGUCGUGUGGUGCCAGGAGAGCAGCGAACGACAUUGAUCCGGCCAUCACCAAGAUGGCUCCUGGGCAGAAACCGCCAUCACGAACACGGGAACCUGCAGAAACUCCACUUACUGACUAUGAACGCUUGAGGGCUCAAAAUAUGAUGAAGAACAAUCAAAUGUUUCAAAGGCUUGGGCUUUCUACAUUAGCAACAAUGAUUAACAAUACAACUGCAAUGAGCAAGGAUGAUGUUUCUCAAGAAUCAGGAUCUUUGUAUGAUGCUCAGCACAUUGAGGGCUCUGAACAAGAGGAGGUCAGCAAGGGAAGAAAAGACCAGAGCCACCUAUUCAAGCUGCAAAGCUUGCAUCGGAGGGUGGGAUCAUACUCAAGCAGCACAUACCAAUCUAUCCACACUGAGUAUUACAAGAAGGAUGAAGGACAAAUUACAAACUACAUUGGCAAACUUGCGGGACAAUUCACCAUGGACAUUAAGAGUAAAGCAGUGCAUGAAGCAUGCACUGACUUGCUAAAGUGUGGGCAACGACAAAUGAGGCAUAGGCUGAAAAAGAAGUACUUUGAUGGGGUACCCGCAAAUCAAGUGAGGACAACAUCGCCUAUUAAGCAGAUGACUGAUGAACAAUGGAGAGAAUUGGUGGAGAUGUGGUCAAGCCCAAAGCACAAGGACAAGUGUAUCAAAAACAAACUUAACCGCGACAAGGUUCAGUUUCAGCAAAGGACAGGGUCUCAGUGCUACAUUGCAAAAACUUAUGUCGUGAAACAAGAUAAAUACAAAGAUAUUGAGCCUACUGCAAUUGAUCUGUUCAAGGAGACGCAUUGUAGUAGAAAAUUUGGCUUUACUAAAUCUGUGAAGAAAGCAAUUGAUGAUAUGGAAGCAAUUGUUGCUGAACCAGAACAUGAUGGACAGCAUGUCAAGUCUUCCGCUGACGCUGUUUCCGAAGUCUUACCACAAUCAAGUAAAUUCUUACAAAAUGUAGGCAUUUUGUCCUCCUCCAAGUCAAGCACCAGAGUUGGUGUGUCUUCAAAGGUGCAAGAACUUCAAGCUCAGCUUGAGAUGGAGAAACAGGAAAAGGCUGAACUCCGGCUGGAGAUGGAUAGCUUGAAGUUUCAGGCACAAGAAUCUGAGUCAACCAUGACUAAACAAUCACAAGAGGUUGAUAGGUUGAAGGAUACCAUAAAGUCUCAGGCACAGCAAUCUGAGGCAGCAAUGGUAAAGCAAUCAGAAGAGAUUGAGAGUUUGAAAAAGAUAGUCCAAGAUUGUAGUGGGUUCCUUCGUCAAAUGAUAACCUUCCAAGGUCAAGUGCCUCCUCCCUGAGACUGCUUGUCAGCGUGGUUCUCGUCCAUCAAAUGGAGCUUUGCUAUUUUUGUGACCUACUUGAACUUGCACUUAGUUAGGUCUGCCGCUUCAACUAUUUUCUUUCUUUGAUUAGAGUUAAAGGAGUUCCAUAUUUAUUUAUUGCUUUAAACCAUUGGCUACUGGUCAAAUUUGUGUUUUUAUUUCAUGAGACUUGGCUGUUGAUGAUGGAACCUGUACUUGGUGUUGAAUGGAUUAGUGGACCUGCAAUUUGAUGAUUGAACCUUUCAUUACUUGUUUUAAAUUGGGCUAUGGCCACAACUGAAUUUC